Molecule: messenger RNA, 4349 nt
Organism: Betta splendens (Siamese fighting fish)
Lineage: Eukaryota; Metazoa; Chordata; Actinopteri; Anabantiformes; Osphronemidae
Gene: trpm4a
Product: transient receptor potential cation channel, subfamily M, member 4a
Exons: 28
Coding region: 59-3781 (1240 amino acids)
Biological process (GO): calcium ion transmembrane transport
Cellular component (GO): membrane
Molecular function (GO): calcium-activated cation channel activity; ligand-gated calcium channel activity
Source: RefSeq, a predicted model, not a curated record
UGCAGCACUCACACCCGCCUGGAGCUCCCUGCCCAGAACACGCGGAUUCAAAGGCAGGAUGAAGGAGCUGGAGAAAGAGGGGGACCGAGGAAGGGGCAGAGCUGGAGGUCAGAGAGAGGACAAUGAUCAGAGCUGGAUCCCCAGGGUCAUCAAAAGGAGAGUGUGUACCACCUUUGUUCCAGACUCAUCCAGUGAUGGGGGGACGUGUCAAUGCGGUGGCAGACAGGCGUCCCAUGACUCCGUGCCAGCCGAGCAGCCCAGUGGAGCAUCUGUACCCAGCCAGUGGGAGAGCAGAGAGCACACGUCAGAGCUGCCCACCGAUGCCUUUGGCGAACUGGAGUUUGCUGGAGCCAGAUGCAGACACUGUCCUUUUCUGCGCUUGUCAUGUGACACAAACCCUGAGCUCAUCUACAAGCUGAUGAUGAAUCACUGGGGUCUGCCCUUACCCAACCUGGUGGUGUCGAUCGUGGGGUGUAAAGGCCAAGAGAAGAUGAAACCAUGGUUGAAAGAUGUUCUGAGGAACGGUCUGGUUAAAGCAGCGCGGAGCACAGGGGCCUGGAUCUUGGCAGGGGGUCUCAGGACGGGUGUUUCCCGCUGUGUGGGGGAGGCAGUGAGAGAACUUGGGGCUGUGGUUCCAGCUCUGUCCAUGAAGAAAGUGAUUGCUGUGGGGGUCACUCCAUGGGGCAUGGUUCACAACAGGAGGCAGCUUGUUAAUGUCCAGGGAGGUGUUCCGGCUCGCUACCACAUCCAGAACACAUCACAGGACUCCUACUGCCUGGACAAGAACUACCAGGCUUUCCUCCUGGUGGAUGAUGGGAGUGUUGGCCGCUGGGGAGGAGAGACCGAUUUCCGUGCCAGUUUGGAGGACUACAUUUCACAUCAGCGCACUGGCAUCAGGGGUAGUGGCAAUAUUGAAAUUCCAGUGCUGUGCAUGCUCAUCUCAGGAGACAUCAAAGUGUUGCAGAGACUAGAUGCCUCUCUAAAGAAGAACAUUCCCUGGCUGGUUCUCGCUGGUUCUGGUCCCGCUGCGGACUUCAUCAGUGAGCUGCUGGAGAACCUCGCCUCCAUUUCCUCUGCUGAAGACACCGAAGCUCCUCCAGGACUGAGCUCGGAGAUCCGUGACGUUGUCCGCUCAAAGUUACAGAAACACUUCCCAGCUCAAGCUCAGGUGGAGCAGCUGGUAGACAGGGUUCUCAGCAUUUAUCAUAACAGAGACCUUAUCACUGUGUUUAAUGGGCAACAAGAUGGAUCUGAUGAUUUUGAUACCAUUCUUCUCCGAGCGCUUGUUCGAGCUAGUAAACGUGUGUCCAGUGAUGCCAGCGAGCACAUCGAAGAGCUGAAACUGGCAGUGGUGUGGAACCGUGUGGACAUCGCCAGAGCUGAACUGUUCACUGGAGCCAUUCAGUGGGAGUAUGCGGACCUUGAAGACUGUAUGACAGAUGCACUGAUCAAUGACAAGCCCCAGUUUGUUCGCCUCUUCUGUGAGAAUGGCCUGAAUAUCCUGGACUACCUGACGUACGGACGCCUGGAAACCCUGUACCGUGCACUUCCUGACAGCUCGCUGGCCUAUACUCUGCUCCAGAAGCGUCUGAUGGAGAGGCUGAGCGCUGGAUCCAAGCCCAGUGUGAAUGAAGACGGCACACAGCUGAAGAAUAUCCACACUCAACCUGGCUCAGCAAUGAAGCUCAGCCUGUACGAGGUGUCCCACCUGCUGUCAGACCUGUUGGAUGACGUCUGUAAGCCGUUCUAUAUUAAGGCUCUGGGACUAAAGCCUAACAACUCCACGAAGAAGACUCACAAGCAUGUCACUAAGAUGCUAUCGGGGGAGUGCAAUUAUCAGAAAAAGAAAUGUCCCUCCCCCUGGGAAUCUCUCUUCAUCUGGGCCGUGCUGCAGAACCGUCAGGAAAUGGCUGCUUACUUCUGGGAGAUGGGGGGUGAGUCGGUGCUGAGCGCUCUAGGUGGAUGUAAAAUACUGAGGGAGCUUUAUAAGCAUGAGAGUGAAACUGAGGAGAAGUUAGCCAUGAAGGAGCAGGCGAAGAUGUUUGAGAGCAUGGCACAUGACGUCUUCAGUGAGUGUCACCAAAACAACGAGUCCAACGCCUCCACCUUGCUGAUAAGGAAGUCUAAAGUGUGGGGCGAGGCCACGUGUCUGCAGAUGGCCACUGCAGCGGACGCCCGCCUGUUCUUCAGCCAUCAUGGUGUUCAGUCUCUGCUGUCUCAGAUCUGGUGGGGUGAGAUGGAGGGAAAAACGCCUGUCUGGAAGCUGCUUCUCACUUUUUUUGUGCCUCCCCUCAUCUACGCAAACGUUAUCACCUUCAGAGCUCAUGAGGAAGACAAUAAGUCAGUCGAGGGCAAAGACUGUGAUGUGGAUGGGAACGAAUGCCCUGGGGACGAUGUCAACAACUACCUACUAGCUGAAAUUACGGAGGAAAACCCAGAGGAAAUUCUAAGAGAAAAAGCAAAAGGCUCUUCAUCUAGAUCCAGGAAACCAUUUGUUGCCUCUCAGUGGAGGAAGUUCUGGUUUGCCCCCGUCACAGCGUUCUUGGGAAACGUAGUGAUGUACUUUGUCUUCCUCUGUCUGUUCGCCUACGUUCUGCUGGUGGACUUCAAGCGGCCGCCUCCUGAUGGUCCCUCCACGCUUGAGUUUGUGCUUUACUUUUGGGUCUUCACCUUAGUCUGUGAGGAGAUUCGACAGACCUUCUUUGUAGGCACCACUUUUGCGCAGAUGUUCAGAAACUACAUCCAGGAUAUGUGGAACAAGUGUGACCUCACAGCCAUUGCGCUCUUCAUUCUUGGUCUGUGUUGCAGAAUGUUUCCUGCCUCAUUUGAGUUUGGCAGAGCUGUGAUGGCCUUGGACUUCCUGGUGUUCACACUACGUCUGAUCCAUAUCUUUGCUGUCCACAAACAGCUUGGGCCCAAGAUCAUCAUUGUUGGUAGAAUGAUGAAGGACGUGUUCUUCUUCCUCUUCUUCCUGGCUGUGUGGCUGGCAGCUUAUGGAGUAGCCAACCAGGCUCUGCUCUACUCGUAUGAUCCUCGCCCUCUCUGGAUAUUCCGCCGAGUGUUCUACAGACCGUACUUGCAGAUUUUUGGCCAAAUACCAAUACAUGAAAUGGAUGCUGAUAAACUCGGGGACAUACAUUGUACGAACAACGUCACAGAGAUCGAAGCAGGAGAGGAGCCCUGUGUCAACACCAAUGCCAACUGGCUGGUCAUCAUCCUCCUGGUCAUCUACCUGCUGUUCACCAACAUAGUACUGAUCAACCUCCUCAUUGCUAUGUUCAGCCACACCUUCUCCAAAGUACAAGAGAACAGUGACAUCUACUGGAAGUUUCAGCGUUACAACCUGAUAGUGGAGUAUCAUUCAAGGCCCUGCCUGGCACCGCCCUUCAUCAUCCUCUCACACAUCCACCUUCUCAUUAAGAGGUGCAUCCGCCGCAUCCCCUCAGCCAAGAGCAAGCACUUUGCUCUAGAGCUCCAGGAUAACAAGGCCAGCUACCUGCAAACAUGGGAGGCUGUCCAGAAAGAAAUCCUCCUCUCAGCUCAGAAUAAACGACAGAAGGAAACUGACACAGCGCAGAUUAAACGCACGUCUGUCAAGGUCGAUGCUGUGCUGAAGCAGAUGUCAGAGAUUCGUGAUCAUGAUCGAAGGUUACGGCAGCUGGAGGCUGAGGUGAGUUACUGCUGCAGUGCCGUCGCCUGGAUGACAGAAGCUCUGUCUCAGAGUAAUGUGAUACAGGCCCCGCGCCCUGCUCCUCAGCUGAGAGACUUCACUGUGAGCUGACACCUAUGUCCACCAUUUCACCUAUCUCCUCUCGCCUCCUGUACUCUGUGAACUGUAUCGUUUAUGGAAGAUGUUUACGUCACAGUUUUUCUAGUCUCAUCACUAUAUUUACUUUUUCAUUAAUUUUUCUAGGUCUGGGCAUAAAUUUAAACUUUGCACAUUUGGACAUUAAGUGUCUUUUGAAAAUGUCGGUCAAGUUUAACAAAGACAAGGAGCAUAGGUGUAUAUGUAAUAUAAUGCUAUUACAUAAUUAAUAUAUUAUUUUAAUACUAUAAUCAGCCCUUCUAUCUCUAUAGAACCUCCAAUUCUGGUCAUUGUUUUGGUUUCUGCUUUUUUGAUGUAAAAUCUUUUAUUGUGAUAAAGAGGUUUCACACUGAAAAUACUAUUUUGUUCUAUGCAACAGUCGAUGCCUUGAGAUGAAUUGUGAUUUAUAUUGUGUAUAUACAAGUAAAUGGGCACCUUCACCUCUACAAUGCUGUUCAUCGUCUCUCCAUGCAUCCAACAUAAGUCUGACUGGACAUACGUUCCAUUUUCUCAUUAUAAAGUUAAAAGUUGUUAAUAAUUGUAA